AUGGGCACGAACAGCAAAGUCGAAGGGGCGAGAGCUCGCAAGAGCGCCACCGAGGUCGACCACAAAAACCGCGAGGCUCACAAGAAGGAAGAGCAGUACUGGCGCGAUGCCGAAGACACCAAGUCUCACGCCUCCAAGAAGCACCAUGAGGAUAUCAAGAAGCGCACCAAGGCCACUGCACAAAAAGCCAAGGCUUGUUGCCUGGCCGAGCACGAAGAGAAAAGCCUCGAGAAGUCACUAAAGAAGCUAGAUAAGAAGGCUAGCCAUAUCUCUAUCCUUGUUCCUAAAGUCACCGAGGCAGAGCCUUUUAUUGAUUGA
Molecule: messenger RNA, 318 nt
Organism: Malania oleifera
Lineage: Eukaryota; Viridiplantae; Streptophyta; Magnoliopsida; Santalales; Ximeniaceae
Exons: 1
Coding region: 1-318 (105 amino acids)
Biological process (GO): transcription by RNA polymerase II
Cellular component (GO): nucleus
Molecular function (GO): transcription coactivator activity
Source: RefSeq, a predicted model, not a curated record